CGUUCCAAAUAGCCUUUAUAGGAUUUCAGCAGUCCGCAUCAGCCUGGAAUUCGUGAGGACGUCUUUAUCACCAAACAUGAACGGCCAGAAUAGAAAGGCAUUGCCUGAAAAUGAUUUAAGUUAAUUUAUACACUAAGGAAAUAUCUCACCGAGAUAUCCACAAUAAGGAUAAAGUCGUUUAGUGAAAUCACUAUCGUCGACUUUCCUCUUCGCAGCAACUACCACCAAGGAAUGAUUAUGCCCUUAAAUGAUGUGAUUGGAACUCUGCCUCCCGUCGGCAGACUGUCAGCGUUUUUUCUCUACUCUCGGUUCUCGUUUUCAAUCCGUUUUAUGUCAGCCAACCGGGUGACCGAUGUUCCGCGACACUGGUCUAGGAGGCAUGUCUGUUAAGAUCUUUUACAGCCGGACCGUCUCGAGUAACCGAGUCCCCACCCCCGCAUUGUUUUGACUUCGCGCCGGUCCGUUGCUAUUAAUUGCACCGCCUUAUUAGCGAUCGCCUUACCAACCCCCGCCGCCGCCACUGUACUGUCUUGCAUUUAGGUCUCUGUCCUUAAGUCGCAUAGUAUCCUGGUGUGGGGUGGGCUCCGCCCCAGCGCAAAGACCGUCGUGUCCUCGACUUGACCUCAACUGUUCUAUCCUCGAACAAGCGUCCUUUUACUCACACCAGGCCAAGAAGCCGCUUAGGGUUACCAUGUCAAAAGGCCCUCUAUCUGCGCUGAUUGAAGGGUGAAAUAUGGUCUUUGCAUUUGUUUUGGAGUUCCGACAUGGAGCCCUCUCAGUCGGCCAAAUCGCGGGUCUUCCAGAGGAUCCAAGGUUGGAAUGUGACGACGACAAUUUAGUCGAAAACACGCGGUCUGGCCAGCCUUGUCUUUGUCGUGAUCUGGACUGUCCCGCCUAGUGACGCAUACCAGCAGGUUUGGCUACGCCAUGCAGUUCGUAAAUUCCAGUCCUGCGUUUCUAGAGUUAGGCGUAAAUGUGCAACUGCGUACCUAUGAAGUGUGCCUCCAAGUGCGGUCCGAAUGCUCUUCGUUGAAAUCUGCAGGUAGCAGACGCAGCACUAGUUUCAUUUCACCGAAGUCAGGUGCUGGUGAAUGUGACGAUGGGGGAUCGAAUGGUGGUGAACAGUCAAUACUCGCGAGUCGUUAUCGAUGAAGACAGGGUAUGUGUUUUGAUAACUUUUGGAUUGUUUGCGUCGUUAAGCAGUGGCAGCCCACCCCCAGCAGCCAUAAAAUAGAAAUUACGGAUUUGGCCAUUUUUAUUGCCUCAAUCGCCCUCUCGCUCUCUCCACCGUAACCGAUCGGUAAACGCACUUUCGACGUAGUUAAUAUUCCAGAUCACAACCGACAGGGCAACGGGACCGUGGCUCAGUCGGCCGGGCGUCGGACUUAGUAACGUUGAAUGGCCAAACAACGCGAGACCGAUGCUCGGAUGCCGCAAGGGCCGAGGCUGACUGACGACUGCUAAUACGCCAGAAAUGGCCAUCCCAGCUUCCCUCGUGCGUGAUCUCGUUCUGCAUAUAUUACUACUCGCUGUGUAGCUACCUUUGGAGCUCUAGAUCGAGCUCCAAAGCACAACGGGACGAGUGUAUCCCGUAACAGACCAACGGACACACUGUCAGCACAUAUAUAUAUAUAUGCUAUUUGAAAAAUAUGACCUGCUGAGCCCUCAGGCAGUCUUGUACAUACUUCGAAUGAGGUCUUCUUGGCUAAGUAAAUUGUCCAGUGGACAUUACAGCAGCAUAUCAACGACUAUCGACUGUCGGAUAGACGGUCGGCCCAUUGCGUUGGCAAUCAGACGUCCGUAUUGGAGUUAACCCAUGAACUAUUGUACUGAUAGCCUUUCCACUUAUUCCGUCAUGAGGUUUUUCGCGAGAUCCCUGCCCCACUUCCCCUCUGAUCAAACUCCUGGGUGUCUUGUAAGCCCUGGUUCCUCCCAAACUAUGUGUGCUCGUAGCUUCUAACCCUCGAAAAUUGGGAUUUUUUUGAAAAAUGAAACGUGGCCGUAAAAAGCACGGGACCCCUUACCUUAGCAUUAAUUUCCUGGCAAAAAAAUAAAACUUGAAUCGAGUGUCGUGCGUUUUCCGCUCCGAUUCGUAUAAUGAAGGUCAGCCAGUGGGCAUGUCAAUUGCUGUUGGACAUGGAGAAUAAAAGUUUAAAACUAGGCAAAGCAGUUUCCCGACGUGAGCAGCUCGGGUGGGCGAAACCUAUCCACUCCGUCCCGACUUUUAUCCUUGCGAAUGGCCUAGUAAGUGGCGAGGAUUUCAGUGCAUCCGCUGGCCGAUAAACGACCGGACUCAAACGCCUCAAUUGUAUUUUUUGCCAUCUUGCUCCCGGCUCGUCGAGAUAUCAUCUCUCGCCUCUCACAAAAUUGAAGCCUUCCAGAUGUUAUGGUCUUCUAAGGCGUAGCCAGAUACCCUCUAAUAUACUGAACUAUGCGCACACUAGGUUUUGUGACUCGAAAGUCCACUAAUGGUCUGUUUUUUGCAGCACUUGUACUUUAGGACCUGAGGACUUGUGUUGGCAGUUUUAUUUGUGACCCUUAGUGAGCUGAUUUUUGGUCUUAAAAAGUGAUGUGCUAGGAAGGCGUCGUAGUAAAUCUGAUAAGCCGUGACCGCGUCUGCUUUGUUUCUCUGCCUGACCCCACGACCUUUGCGUCUUGAUUCCGCUCGUACGCAUUCUUGAUAAACUGCCUUGGAUCAGAUUUUUCUAUCUCAGCACCCUACCCUCGAUUCUAACGUUACCUUUUAACGAUGUUAUUUGUGCGUAGUAUUGAAAUUUUCCUUUUAGGAAUCUACCCUCUUUCCGACAUAAAAUCACUGAUCAGGCCACUUAUUUUGGGACAGGAGAAAUGAUAAAUUAUUCCUUGUUGGUUUUAUCAAAGUGUUAGAUUUAUAGUAACAACAUUUCCGCCAAAAUUCUGCUCCAUUCUACGUUCCGUCUACGUUGACCACCCACAUCUAACCCCUUUAUUGUAGGUAUUAGGCGAACCCUGGCGGCUCUCAACCAGUCAGACCCCCAUCCAUCAGUGUCAGCAUUUAAAUUAUCCCGCAAAUCACCCGGCACUCACAGCCACACCUGGGGGCGGUUUUGGACCCGUUACUGCCGACGGAUAUGGUGUGUCCUACAUCUUCGCUGGAGAAGAUCACAUUUUCUUCCAUGUAUCCUCCUACAGAACCUCAGAGGAGACGGUAGGCUCCGAUUUAUAACAAAUUGUUGCGUGCCCAUUCCCACGGCCCGCCUUUUUGAACUUUAAAAACGAAAGAACUUGCCACAGAAACAGGGAGAUUAGGAUGCUUUGGGCCUUGGAGUAGAAAAAUGCAGUACGAAAAUGGUGACUAAUAGUCGUACUGUUUAGAUACUAAAACGUUACUACUGCCUUCACAUCAGUAACCAUUAUAUCAAGCAAGAAUCCGACUAUGAGCAAGAUUGUAUUCCGCUGCCUCUUGCAAACAAUAGACUUGUGAAUAGGGGUAAACUAGUGUGGCAUUUCAAGGGGCUGCCACUCUUUUAUUUUUACGUUGUUUGCAGUUAAUGAGUGUCAGGUUUUCACUGCAGCAGUAAUCUGUUUACCAUACCACAACCAGUGCUGCCUCGUAUAACUGCCCAGCCUAGAGCGGCGUUUUUCUGGCCGUUCUCAUUUCAUGCCCUCGAUGGCGAUCGACAUGCCCCAUGCCGAACUGCUAGGUCUAUCCGAUGGCCUCUCGUUCGUUGAAUUCUACCCAGAUUAGUUGUAAGGAAAACCCUACGCGGACUAUUCGCAAGCUUUUAAGAGCUGAAUUUGCGAAUAGCAGUCUUUAGCACUUUUCAAAGAUCUACGUCUGCAAAAGACCUUAGAAACCUUUAUGUGGUAAAUUACCACUGUUCUAACCUACCCCUUGGUUGAUGUCGAACUCCCUUCGCCUCCACUAGGACUCGGAAGCAUUCGUGAACCGCCUCUUCAGCGUUCUUCGCUCGCUGCGUCUUCUGCAUGAACCGGAAUCAAAUACCCAAGUCGUAACGGAGAAGGCGUCCUAA
This is a messenger RNA of Spirometra erinaceieuropaei, 4013 nucleotides long. NCBI's taxonomy places the organism in Eukaryota, Metazoa, Platyhelminthes, Cestoda, Diphyllobothriidea, Diphyllobothriidae. The record is from the annotation of a GenBank genome assembly.